Durusdinium trenchii is the source of this 5262-nucleotide messenger RNA. The record is from the annotation of a GenBank genome assembly. Lineage: Eukaryota; Dinophyceae; Suessiales; Symbiodiniaceae.
AUGGUUUUGGUGGGGCGUUGGCUGUUGCUCCUGGCUGGGGUUCUGGCAAAGCAGCACCAAUAUUGCAUCAUAGGCGCGGGGCCUGCUGGCUUGCAACUGGGUCACUUCUUGUUCCAUGCCCAGCGGGACUAUGUCAUUUUUGAGAGGGCGGCCGCUGCGGGGAGCUUCUUCGAGCAGUAUCCUCGGCAUCGGCGGCUCAUCUCCCUCAACAAGCGGACCGUGCGAGAGGGCCGCACGAAGGACUUUGCCUUCCGUCAUGACUGGAACAGCUUGAUCGACCUGAAGGAGGAAUCAGCACGAACGACCCCAGUCACAGCGCGCUCGAAGGAGCUUUUCCCACAUGCCUCCGUCUUAGUGGACUACUUGAGGGACUUCGCCUUGGAACAGAAGGAUCAUAUCCGCUACUCCACCGAGGUCCUAAAGGUACGUCGUACAGAAGACGGCUUCGAGUUGAAGCUGGUCAUAGGUGAUGCGGUCUGCCGGGAGCUCAUCUUGGCGACGGGUUUCCACCGGCCGCGGCCAGCUGAUGCCAAGGUGGAUGGCAGCCAUUUGCUGCUGGGCUACGAGGCCUUGCCAGCUUCAGGCGAGGCCUUCCAAGGUCAGGCGGUGCUUGUGCUGGGCCAAGGCAAUGCUGCACUGGAGACGGCGCAGGAGUUGCAGCACUACACUUCGGAGGUCCACCUCCUCUCGCGCGCGCGGACACUCCCGGAGGGGGGUCAUGGGGUCCGCUUCGCCUACCAGACCCACUACGUGGGCGAUAUCCGGGCAGGCCGAACGACGAUCCUAGAUACCUACCUGCUGAAGAGUCUGGACACCUUCGACUUUGACGCCCUCAACGGCCAGCACCGAUUAGUGAUCCUCCCCUGUGGAGGCCGACUGUGCCUUUGGUCUGUGCAAGCCGACGACUGCCUGGACCGCAACUGCAGUAAGCAGCAUGCGCUGGGCGGGCAAAACCUGAGCUACAAGCUGCCAGUCGGCACCGCGGCGAAGGAUUCCGAUUUGCAUCGGCGCAUGAAGGAGCUUUCGGACCGCUACCCUGCAGAGACCGAGCUGGAGGAGGUGGAGAGUAGCUUCUGGGAAGGUCCCAAUGAGCAGUUGUCCAGCGACCAGCUUGAUGCGAUGGGACUGGACCCUGAAGUCUUCAAUGUGAGCUAUGUCGAGCUCUCACUCAGCAGCCGUGUGCUGCGCAGCAAUCCCAAGCUGGCCGCAGAGGUGGCGGAGCUGCGCACGGUGGCCGGGGGACACGACCACCUGCGGUUCCCCAUGGACGCGGUCAUCCGCUGCUUUGGUUGGAUCUUCGAUUCUGAGCUUUUGGACCCAAAGACGGUCCCGGUGAACGUGACGCACCACGGCAAGUAUCCCAAGAUCACACCUGCUUGGGAAAUAAAAGGUGUGCCUGGUUUGUACGUGGCUGGCACCAUCAGUCACAGCUUAGACUUUCGCAAGUCUGCUGGAGGUUUCAUCCACGGCUUCCGCUACACGUCACGCGCGCUGUUCCGCUCGUUGGAAGAGAGGAACUUUGGUGUGGCGUGGCCUCAGCAAGAGUGGAGCAUUCCGCUCACCUGCACGCCAGGGACCGCUGCGGCCACCUGCGCCGCGGGCGCGGGCGCGAGCGCGAGCGCGGGCUGGGCUGCUGUGGCGGAUCGCUUGUUGGAGCGGAUCAAUGCGGCGUCAGGACCAUACCAGAUGUUUGAGUUCUUAGGCGACAUGUUGCUCUUCGAGCCGAAUGGCACUGAGCUCAGCCUACGUUUGCUGGAGGAGGUGCCAUUGCUCCACUUCCACGAGCGCUACCAGGACACGGCGCGGUUGACCUGGUCCUUCCGGUACCAUGACCACUUCCAUGGGCCCGACGUGUUAAGCCCCUUUCGCGUGGGAGCCACUCGCGUGGAGGAGGCGCACAACUCCAAGUUUCUCCAUCCACACCUCGCCUUUUUCCCGGCCAAGAGUGCUACACCGAGGCUGAGGCAUUGGAUGCUCGAGGACGUCUUCACGCAGUGGACGGGCCCGGACGAUCGACGGCCCUUGCUGCGGCAGCUCGGAGUCAAAGAGCGGGGGCUGGAGAUGUGGGUGGUUGAUUGGGUGGUUGCGGAGCCACCGGUCAUGUGGAAUGAGCCUCAGCUGCCACGAGCGAGGCCCAGCAACCGACUGGCGAAGCGCAUUGCUUUCCGUGGAGCAGCUGUUCGGUCUGGAGCAGUGUUUGGUGCCAUGCACGGCCCUGAUGAAUUCCUGAAUGUGGCGGUGAAGGCGUUGGCUGAGGGCCGACAUUGGGAGAGAGCCUUUGCUGCCGUGGCCAUUGCGAACAAGGCCAAGCUACGGGCUGAUGCCAUCAGCUACAGUGCCAUCCUUAGCUCGAGCAACCUCACGUGGCUCAACGCUUUGCGGCUCCUGGACUGCAUGGCCCACUCUGCGGUGCAGAAGGAUCAAGUGUUGCAGGCCGCGGUGGUGUCCUGGUGCGGCAAGGCAGCGCGUUGGCAAGAGGCUGCCGAGCUCUUGAAAGACGCAGGCUUGGAGACCAGCUUGCUUUGCAGCAAUGCGGCUUUGCAAGCGACCAGUCUCGCCCAACAGUGGCGCUCGGCCAUCGAGGGCCGGAGGGGCGCGGAUCGGGUCACGUUCAACGUGGCCCUGGGGAGCCUGGCGGGGCCGAGCGGUUGGAGAACUGCGGUGCAGAUGUGGAAGGACAUGAAGAAACAAGAGGUCAGAUCCGAUCUCAUCAGCCACAACACGGUCAUCCAGGUGUGUCACAGCCGUGCCUGGCGCUUGUCACUGGGGAUCUUCAGCGCCCUGGGCCUUGAGCGUUUGCAACCCGAUGCUGUAAGCCACGGGCUGUUGUUGGCCCACCAGGAGCCAUGGCAGCACGCUUGGACACUCCUCCUCAAGGCUCCAGUCGAUGACCUCGACGGUGCUGCUUGCACUGCCGCCUGCAAUGCCUGCGAUGGGUGGCGAGCCGUUGUGGGUCUCCUCGACCACUUCGCCCAGCAGAGGAUGUGUCGCAGCCGGCAGGGCCUCAGCUCCGCGGUGCAGCGCUGCGGCGCCGCGGGCGCCUGGCCGAGCGCGCUGGCGCUGGAGAUGGCAGGCCGAGGCCGUCGGCUGUGCAGCGAUGCCACGGCCUUGAAUGUGUUGAUCACAGCGCUGGGCCGCGCGGAUAAGUGGCAGGAGGCCUUGCAGGUCUUCCUCUCGUUCCGGGAUGAAGCGGACCUUAUCGCUUGCAAUGCUCUGAUGGCCAUCUUCGACCGAGUUGAGCAAUGGCAGCUGGCAGAGGAACUCUUCGUAGAACUGAAUGAUGCCCAGAUGCAGCCCAGCUGUUCCUCCUACCUCACGAUCAUCAGUGCCUACACCUCCCACUGCUCGCAGUGGCAAAGGGCACUUGCUGUGCUGGAGCAGUUUCGGAGCGGAAUGCCCUUGGAGGUCUCCGUGCACAACGCAGCGAUGACUUGUUGCAGCAAGAGCUCUCAGUGGACUUUGGCAUUGCACCUCUUCAGCGAGCUUCGAGCUGCAGGCCUCCAGGCUGACCUCAUCAGCGCUUCUGCCUGCGUCUCAGCUGCUGCUGCCUCGUCCAAGUGGUGGUACUCUUUGAGUUGCCUGGCCGCACUUGAAUCGAAGUCUUUGAGUACAACGGUCCACGCCUGCAGCUCUGCUUGCAGCUCUUGCAAGAGCUGGGAACAUGCCCUGAUGCUCCUUCAGACCCUCCGGCGUGGCGCCAAUGUGAUUGCUUACAACGCUGUGAUGGGCUGUGAAAGCUCAGAGCACGCAUGGCCACAGGCACUAUUCCUUUAUGCAUCCCUUCACCACCAGCGCCUUACCGCCGAUGCGACCAGCUACAACACGUUGACGAGUACUUGCAGUAGUGCCCUCCUAUGGCGCAGCGCCAUUUCCUUCCUCUCAGAGUCGUCGGAAGUGAUGGCCUACGACAGUGCACUGCAAGCGUGUCUCAAUGCGGGGGAGGUGGAUCGAGGACUCGACGUCCUUUGGCAGUCAGAAGAGCUUCGAUCCCCUGUUUCCUUGCUUUGGGCCCUCUCAGUCCUGGCGGUGUCCGACCGCCAAGUGCUCCAUGAGGCCACCAGGGCGGCGGCCAGGAGUUGGCGUGGCGGUGGCUCGAGGCCCAGGGAUGCGGCCAUCUUCCUUUAUAGCAGCGCGCUACUGGGAGCUGAAGGCCCAGCGCAAGGUCGAGCCAUGGAGGUCGUCAGGGAAUCAGAGUUGGACUUGGACCUGCUGGUGAUUGCGGCUUCCGGCACCGCCGCAGCAGCGUGUGGCAUCAGCGAGUCUGGCGUUCGUUUCUUUCGCUCGGUUGCGCGACAGGCCUGGCGACAUGCGCAGGAGCUGCUGAUCACAGAUCAUUCGUCGACCUCACGAGAUGAGCGUGGAUCUUGGUGCUUUGAUGCCGCGGGGUUGAAGCUUCUGGGCAUCAUUUUCGCCUGUCAGCAAGCAGAGUGCCUGGAGACCUGGUUCUACAGCACCUUACGUCGACUCUUUAGUACCGCCGCUGGGCGGUUGGACUCAGAGCUUCCUCUUGCAGCACCUGCAGACGUCACAGAAGGUGCGGCUUCCCCUUCCGCUCAGCUCGUUGCAGAUGGCCAAGACCACGCGGUCUUCUACAAGCCUCCGGGCUGGGAAGUCUAUGGUGGUCACAACCAGCUGCAGCUCGUCGACGCGGCCCAGCGCCUCUUUGGCCGGCGCCGGCUCUUCGAGGACGUGGGGCAUCACCACGGCUUUUUGCAUCGCUUGGAUGUGCCCAGCAGUGGCCUGGUAGUGCUGGCCAAGAGCUAUGUGGCCUUCUAUGAGCUCCAGGUGGACUUGCACGCGGGCCGUGUGGUUCGUGAGUAUCAAGUACUUUGCCAUGGCUGGCUGACCAAGAGCCAGAUCUCCGCACGCCUCUUCUGGUACGGCCCCUCUCCGAGCCUCGCGUCCGCCCGUGGGCGUGGGGCACGGACACUGGUGCUGCAGACGCGGCACCUGCAACACCCACGGUUGAACAGCUUGAGCUAUGCUGAGCUUCGACUGGGAACGGGUCGAAAGCACCAGAUCCGUAGCCACUUGGCGCACGUCGGACACCCCGUGGUGAGUGACAUGGUCUACCAGAGCAUGGAGACUUACCAACAAGACAUCGCAGAGCAUGCGAACAAUUGCCUGCAUCGGCACAGGCUCUUUGUGAGUGGCCGCUGCGUGAGCUGCGCAGGGCCGAAAGCACUGGAGGAUCUGCUGGCGGCACGGGAGAUCCGCUGGGAGCCGAAAGAGAGGGGAGUGAGUAGAUGGCCGACGGCAUGA